AGUUGAGAUUCGAAACAAAAAUCAAUCAGCUCUAAAUUCUCCCGAAGAGCGAAGACGGGAGACUUAUGGCUGAGACACUUUUGUCGUUUGGAGUCGAGAAGCUUUGGGACCUCCUUGUCCGAGAAUCUGAGCGAUUCCUAAGAGUAAAAGAGCAAUAUAAUGAAGUUAAAGAACAUCUACAAAGGUUAAGGGGUUUUUUGAAUGAUGCAGAUGCCAAGAAACAUACAAGUGCAAUUGUGAGAAAAACUGUGGAAGACAUCAAAGAAAUUGUUUAUGACGCAGAAGAUAUAAUCGAAACCUUUCUUCUAAAAGAAGAAGCUGGAAAGACAAGUGGCAUUUGGAACCGUGUGAAAAGAUUGGCCUUGGUUAUAGUGGACCAUAGGGAACUUGGUUCCGAUCUAAGAGCCAUAAGUAAGAGGAUCGAUAAAGUGAUUCACGAUAUGCAGAUUCUUGGCGUACAACAGGUCAUGGUCAAUGAAAGGUAUACGCAGUCUCUACAGGACGGACAAAGAGAAAUGCGACAAAAGUUGUCCAGCGAUUAUGAAGACCAUCUUGUGGGGUUGGAGAAGACUGUUGAGCAAUUGGUUGGCUAUUUAGUGAAGGAAGAUAGCAGCCAAGUGGUUUCUAUAACUGGAAUGGGCGGUAUUGGUAAAACCACCCUCGCAAGAAAAGUUUUUAAUCGUAAGACUAUACAAUGUCAUUUUGCAGGACUCGCGUGGGUAUUUGUUACACAAAAGUUUACAAGGAAGCAUGUGUGGCAGAUGAUCUUGCGGAAACUAAGGCCAGAAUACAAAGUGUUAGAGAUGCUAGAAAACGAACUUCUAGAAAAACUCUUUCAAGUGUUGGAAACACAAAACACUUUGAUUGUCCUUGAUGAUAUAUGGAGAGAAGAAGAUUGGGACAUAAUUAAACCAAUGUUUCCACGGAAAAAAGGUUGGAAGGUACUUCUUACUUCUCGCAACGAGAGUGUGGGAUUGCGAGCAGAUCGAAGAUGUGUCACCUUCAAACCAACACUCCUAACCCCUGAAGAAAGUUGGACAAUGUUUCAAAGGAUAGCAUUUCCUAGAGAAAACUCUACCGAAUAUAAGAUUGAUGAAGAAAUGGAAGAGCUGGGUAAGAAGAUGAUCGAACAUUGUCACGGACUACCAUUGGCCAUCAAAGUGUUAGGAGGGUUGUUAGCUGUCCAACACACAUUAAGUGAGUGGAAAAGGGUAUGUGCGAAUAUUAAAUCUCACUUCAAUGACAGCAAUAACACUCCUGUUGACCAAAUAUUGUCUCUGAGCUAUGAAGAGCUGCCUAUUUCUCUGAAGCACUGCUUCCUCUACCUUGCCCGUUUUCAAGAAGAUUAUGCAAUAGAUGUCAGAGAAUUGUCCUAUUAUUGGGCCGCAGAAGGAAUACCAAAGUCGAGGUAUUAUGAUGAAGCGACCAUUCGAGAGGUCGCAGAUGAAUACAUAGAAGAAUUGGUGAAGAGAAAUAUGGUUAUUUCAGAACGAGACAUUCAUACUUCGAGAUUUGAGACAUGUUGCUUGCAUGAGAUGGUGAGAGAGAUUUGUUUGUAUAAAGCUAAAGAAGAGAAUUUCCUACAAAUUAUUGAUGCAAGUAGCAUUACCUCAACUUCAGACUCUUGGUAUCAUAGUGAACCUCGCAGACUCGUCAUACAUUCGUGUGAUCAUACAUUUCUUAUAAAGAAUCCAAAAGUUAGAUCUCUCUCAUUGCGAGGCUCAAUGUGGAUGGCAUCAGGUUUAUGCUUUACAAAGGUACAUUUGAUGAGGGUGUUAGAUCUUUUUGGAGUGGAGUUUAAAGGAGGGAAGUUACCCUCUAGCAUUGGAAAGCUCAUCCACUUGAGAUAUUUGAGUUUAUAUAUGGCGAAGGUAUCUUAUCUACCCUCUUCUCUGGAGAACCUAACGUUACUCCUCUAUUUGAAUCUGAAAGUAAAAGCGGGAUCUCCACUGAAUGUGCCUAAUAUCUUGAAAGAGAUGAAAGAACUGAGAUACCUUUGGUUACCGGAUGAAAUGCAUGAUAAGACAAAGUUGGAAUUAGGUAAUCUAAUCAACUUGGAGACGUUGGAGAAUUUCUCAACAAAGCAUAGCAGCGUGAGGGAUCUUCACUGUUUGACAAAGCUCGAGACUCUCUCAAUCUUAUUCAACGGCAAGGGGUGUACUAAGAAAACCCUAUCUUCAUCUCUAAGUGAACUUAGACACUUGGAAAAUCUUACUAUUGAUGGUUACACGAGUGAUGAGGAAGGAUUAAUUUUUGAUUGUGUUCAUCUUAAACACCUGCAGUUGAGCAUAUAUAUGCCAAAGUUACCUGAUGUGCAAUAUUUUCCUUCUCACCUUACAACCAUAAAUCUGAAGAUUUGUCAUUUGGAGGAGGAUCCGAUGCCGAUUCUAGAGAAGCUGCUUCACUUAUCUCGGGUCAAAUUAUCAUUUAAAUCUUUUUGUGGGAAGAGAAUGGUUUGUUCGGGCGGCGGGUUUCUUAAAUUGCAUAUGCUUUCAAUAUGGGGACUACUGGAGUGGGAAGAGUGGAUAGUAGAAGAAGGCUCCAUGCCCCUUCUUCACACUCUGAAUAUUAGUGACUGUAAGAAAUUAAAGGAGUUCCCUAAUGGGCUGCAAUUCAUCUUUUCUUUAAAGGAUCUGAUUAUGGGAAAGGAAUGGAAGGAGAGACUGUCGAAAGGAGGAGUAGAUUAUUACAAAGUCCAGCACAUCCCUUUUGUUAAAUUUACUAGCGGGUGUACUACGGAAACUCUGUCUUCAUCUCUAGGUGAACUGAGACACAUAGAAAAUCUUACUAUAAGCGAUCACAGGGCUGAGACAAGUGAAGUUUUUUUGGAUAAUGCCAUGCGUGAGGCAUUAGACACAAAACGGAAGGAAAAUACUUUUCGCAGCCAUGAUUCUACGAAAGAGAUGGCUCAACCAGAAUGCGUAUCAGUCUUUUCAUGCAAUGACAGCCAUGAUGUGGACGAGACACAGUUCAUGGAAGCCAUCUUAAAAGAGUUGCACGAGCGAGGGAUCACACCUUUGACGUAUAAUCUUUCAGGAAGAGAGAACUUGAACGUAGAAAUGUUAAACAGAUCUAGUGUUGGUAUUAUGGUAUUUUCAAAUAGUUACGUUUGUUCUAAACAGUCCUUGGAUCAUCUUGUGGCAAUCAUGGAGCAUUGGAAAGCGAAAGACAUUGUAAUUAUCCCUAUAUAUUUUAAAGUGACACUUCAACACAUUUGUGGGUUGAAAGGCAUGUCUGAAGCAGCAUUUCUGCACCUUCAGAGUUCUGUCCAGGAAGACAGAGUUCAGAAAUGGAAGAUGGCUCUGGCUGAAAUAGAAUCCAUUGAUGGACAUGAAUGGACAAAAGGGACUGAGGUUAUGCUUGCUGAGGAAGUUGUUAGAAACGCAUGCUUAAGGUUAUAUUCGAAAAAUAGCAAGAAUCUGGUCAGAAUCUUAGCAUUGUUAAAUCAGUCCCAUCCUUCAGAUGCUGAAAUUGUGGGAAUUUGGGGUAUGGCAGGAAUAGGUAAGACAUCUAUUGCUAGAGAAAUUUUUGGAAUUCUAGCUCCACAAUAUGAUAUGUGUUACUUUCUGCAAGACUUUGAUCUAACAUGUCAAACAAAAGGGCUGAGGCAAAUGCGUGAUGAUUUAUUUUCUAAAAUAUUUGGGGAAGAAAAACUAAGUAUAGGCGCUUCUGAUAUAAAAACGAGUUUCAUGAGGGACUGGUUCCAGGAAAAAACGAUUCUUCUUGUUCUCGAUGACGUGAGUAAUGCUAGAGAUGCAGAAGCUGUAGUUGGAGGGUUUUGUUGGUUUUCUCAUGGACACAGAAUCAUCUUAACCUCUAGGAGAAAACAAGUUCUUGUACAAUGCAGGGUUAAAGAGCCAUACGAGAUCCAAAAGUUAUGCGAGUUUGAAUCUUCUCGUCUCUGCAAGCAAUAUUUGAAUGGAGAAAAUGUGGUCAUCUCAGAGCUUAUGAGCUGCAGUAGUGGUAUUCCAUUGGCUCUCAAUGUUCUGGGUUCCUCUGUAUCAAAGCAGCAUAGAAGCAAUAUGAAGGAACAUCUCCAAAGCUUGCGGAGAAAUCCUCCAACUCAGAUUCAAGACGAAUUCCAGAAAAGCUUUGGUGGACUAGACGAAAACGAAAAGAACAUAUUUUUGGAUCUUGCAUGUUUUUUCACAGGGGAGAACAAAGAUCAUGUGGUGCAAUUACUUGAUGCUUGCGGGUUUCUUACAUAUUUGGGAAUCUGUGAUCUCAUUGACGAGUCUCUCAUUAGCGUUGUAGACGAUAAAAUCGAGAUGCCUGUUCCUUUUCAAGAUAUUGGUCGAUUUAUAGUUCAUGAAGAAGGCGAGGAUCCAUGCGAACGUAGCAGAUUGUGGGACUCUAAAGACAUCGCUAAUGUAUUGACACGCAAUUCCGGAACUGAAGCGAUUGAAGGCAUUUUCCUGGAUGCUUCUGACUUGAACUAUGAGCUUAGUCCUACUAUGUUUAGUAAGAUGUAUAGACUAAGAUUGCUGAAGCUCUAUUUUUCCACCCCUGGGAACCAGUGCAAGCUAAGUCUAUCUCAAGGCCUCUACACUUUGCCCGAUGAGCUCAGGUUACUUCAUUGGGAGAAUUACCCUCUGGAAUGCUUGCCUCAGAAAUUUAAUCCUGAGAACCUUGUAGAGGUAAACAUGCCCUAUAGCAACAUGGAGAAGCUAUGGGAAGGGAAGAAAAAUCUCGAGAAGCUAAAGAGAAUUAAACUGAGUCACUCCAGAAACUUAACUGACGUCAUGGUGUUAUCAGAAGCCUUGAACCUUGAACAUAUUGAUCUCGAAGGAUGUAUUAGUCUGGUUGACGUUAGCACAUCUAUUCCUAGUUGUGGGAAGCUUGUUUCAUUAAAUUUGAAAGACUGUUCUCAGUUGCAAAGUCUGCCUGCCAUGUUUGGGUUAAUAUCUCUCAAGCUUCUUCGUAUGUCUGGCUGCUCAGAGUUCGAGGAGAUUCAGGAUUUUGCACCAAACUUGAAAGAGUUAUAUCUAGCUGGGACUGCCAUAAAGGAACUUCCAUUGUCAAUCGAGAAUCUCACUGAACUUAUUACGCUUGAUCUUGAGAACUGCACAAGGCUUCAGAAACUACCAAAUGGAAUAAGCAACUUGCGAUCUAUGGUGGAGCUUAAGCUGUCUGGCUGUACAAGUCUUGAUCCCAGAAGCAUGGAAGCUACAUUGGACGACACAUGAUUCACGCAUGGUAGGGGAGGUCUCUCAUAACAAAACAAAAGGUGUUUCACUGUUGGUAAUUUUGUAUUGCAUUUCACUUAGUAUUAGGUUCGCGUAGCUAAUGUGUUAAAACUCGUUGGUACACUUGUUCCAUAAAGUUGCAGUGACCAUCAUGGUAGCUUCAUUGGUUUAUUAUCCCAUCACCAAUUGAUUUUUAUUCGUACAAAAAAGUUGUUAGUAAAAAUUCAUGUUACAUUAUCAUUAAUCCAUUAUGCUAGCUGCAUUGCUUUAGCAUCUUAUUACCAAA
Messenger RNA from Arabidopsis lyrata subsp. lyrata, 5472 nucleotides. RefSeq names its product probable disease resistance protein RXW24L. Lineage: Eukaryota; Viridiplantae; Streptophyta; Magnoliopsida; Brassicales; Brassicaceae. The transcript has 7 exons. Gene Ontology annotation, molecular function: ATP hydrolysis activity; ADP binding. Bases 66 to 5186 code for a protein of 1706 amino acids. Gene Ontology annotation, biological process: signal transduction; defense response. The record is from RefSeq and is a predicted model, not a curated record.